AUGGGUAAUUGUUCUUUCAAAGGGACAGCUGAUGGUUUCCCAAGCUCCACCCGGAUUUUGACAGAUUCCGGGACUGUACUGGAGUUGAAGAACCCGAAAUUAGCUAGAGAAGUUCUUGAAGAUUAUCCAGGCUAUGGAAUUUUCCCUCGAGGCCAUAUUGAGCGGCCGAAGAUGUCAUCUGCAGAGUUUGUGGACAGUUUGGCAUGCGGGUCUGCUCUGGAAGUGUUGCCAUCGGAUGGGAAUGGCGUUUGGAAAGUGAAGCUGGUGAUUAGUACAAAGCAGUUGGAGGAAAUUUUCUCGGAAGAGGUUAACACAGAGGCCUUGAUUGAGAAAAUGAGAAUGGCUGCCUGCUCAGCUAGCCGCCUCACGCCCAGGCGGACCAAGAACUCUUGGCUGGUGGGCUGGAGGAAGCCAGCACUUCUCAAUGUAAAUUGUAAGUCUUAA
This is a messenger RNA of Mangifera indica (mango), 444 nucleotides long. RefSeq lists its product as uncharacterized. Bases 1 to 444 code for a protein of 147 amino acids. The record is from RefSeq and is a predicted model, not a curated record. The transcript has 2 exons. NCBI's taxonomy places the organism in Eukaryota, Viridiplantae, Streptophyta, Magnoliopsida, Sapindales, Anacardiaceae.